Messenger RNA from Paramecium sonneborni, 614 nucleotides. The record is from the annotation of a GenBank genome assembly. NCBI's taxonomy places the organism in Eukaryota, Ciliophora, Oligohymenophorea, Peniculida, Parameciidae.
AAAUGAAUUUGAUAAAGAAAAAAUUAUAGACACUUCCAAAAGAUUAUAGAGCUAAAAUAAUGCUUAGACUUUAUGCUGGUGUAGCAAAACCAAGUCCUAAGAUGGGUCAAUCAUUAGGUCCUUUAGGAAUUAAUAUGAUGCAAUUUUGCAAAGAAUUCAAUGCUGCAAGUUAAUCCUUUAGACCAGAUGUACCACUUAGAGUUUAAGUUAUUGCAUUUCCAGAUAGAACAUUUAAAUUUCUAAUUAAACCACCUGAAACUACUUGGUUUCUAAGAAAAGCAACUGGUAUCACAUAUAAAUAAUCUAAUAAUCUUAUAGGUACAGAUAAAUUCACCAAUUUCCCUGGUUAUAUAUGGUAUGAUACUAUUUCUUUAUAACAAGUUUAUGAAAUUGGUAAUAUUACAUAUAUAUAAUAUAUUCAAUUAGCAAAAGUAAAAUAAGAAAUGGAUCCACACUUAAAACAUGUAUCACUUCCUGCCAUUUGUAGAAUGAUCAUAGGAUAAUUAGCAUCUUUAGGAUGCAAUUUAUCUACAUAAUAUUUUAAACCAGAAACCAUUGUUAGACCAGAAAUAAAGAGUUGAUAUAUUAUUAAAAUAUGAAUUAUGAAACCCCUC